UCUUUUCUCUGUCCACAAAGGUAUUCAUGCCAUUGAUCUCAUUUUUUUUUGUCUGUCUAGAUCCUGAAAGUUGAUUUAACUUCACCAAGACCCAGCAAAGAAGAGAAUGAGCGCGGGGAAUAAGCAUAUUGUAGUGAUCGGUGCCGGAGUCAUCGGACUCCAGGCAGCCAUUUCGUUGCUCGAGGCAGGCUAUCAAGUCACGAUCAUCGCGAAGCACUUCCCCGGCGAUCUGUCCGCCGAGUACACAUCGCCUUGGGCCGGUGCUCACUGGAGAACUCACGCCGCGCCUGAGGAUGCGAGACAACGAGCCUGGGAUGUGGCGAGCUAUCGAAAAUGGUACGAAACCGUGCAAGAAGAGCAAAAAAACCCGAGACAGACAAGAAGUGGGCUGGGUAUUUACAGCUCUAAGUUCUACUGGUGAGUGGCCGACUGCUUUGCUCCGAAGUGGAGUUCAUCCGUCUCAGCGAUCUCGACGUAGUGAGGACACUUCGCCGCCGUGGUUCGCCAACGAGGUCAAGGGCUUCCGGAUGAUCGGUACGAGACGGAUCAACGGCAAGGUCCUGACCGGGCACGAGUUCGAGUCGAUCAUGAUCAACGUGCCCAGAUAUCUGGACUACUUGCGCCAGAGGGCGGUCGAGCUCGGAGCACGUAGUCUCAAGACGACCCUGCCCGUCUCAACGACGCUGGCAGGGACCCUUCGGCACGCCGCCGAAGUCGUCAGGCACGCAGUAACCGCAACGCCCAUCGACGCGUUCGUCAACGCCACGGGCAUAUCCGCUUCCAGGCUGGUGCCAGACUCGGCCGUGUUCCCGAUCCGCGGCCAGACGGUCACGGUGAAGGGCGAGGCGAAGGGAAUAACCACCGUGGACGCCAGCCCGGACAACGUCUCUCCCGCCAGUCCGAACAUCACGUACGUCCUGCCGCGCCCCCGCUCGGGAACGUCCAUUCUCGGCGGAACAAAGCAGGCCGGCGACUGGGCCGCCGAGCCCGACCGUCUGACGACGCAGGAGAUUCUGGACAGGGCGAAGGAGUUCGCGCCCGAGCUGCUCGACGAGCGUGGGGAAUUCGAGGUCGUCAGCGCCCAGGUGGGCUUUCGGCCGGGAAGGAAGGGCGGCGCGAGAGUCGAGAUCGAGGAAGUGCGCCAGCCUGGCGGGGUGGGCGAGGCGAUGGUCGUCUGUCACUCCUACGGGCAUGCCGGUGCUGGGUACCAGAACAGCAUCGGCAACGCCGACGAGGUGGUUCGCUUGCUCGAGGGGUACUUCAAAGGCCGGUCAGCCAGCAGGGCAAACCUAUAAAAUUUAGAGCUGUCUAGUCUAGUCUAAUCGCUGACGCGGACGCGUCUAUCACGCAACAGCAGAGAGAACCAAUCCGUCACCGUAAA
This is a messenger RNA of Verruconis gallopava, 1381 nucleotides long. RefSeq lists its product as hypothetical. The transcript has 3 exons. The record is from RefSeq and is a predicted model, not a curated record. NCBI's taxonomy places the organism in Eukaryota, Fungi, Ascomycota, Dothideomycetes, Venturiales, Sympoventuriaceae. The coding region runs from base 294 to 1295 and encodes 333 amino acids. Gene Ontology annotation, molecular function: FAD binding; D-amino-acid oxidase activity.